Messenger RNA from Eruca vesicaria subsp. sativa (arugula), 801 nucleotides. The record is from the annotation of a GenBank genome assembly. NCBI's taxonomy places the organism in Eukaryota, Viridiplantae, Streptophyta, Magnoliopsida, Brassicales, Brassicaceae.
AGCGUGGUGACCAAACCUUUUCUCUGUUUUUUUUAUGUUUUGUCGGAGAAGAAACUUUCCAGAGAGAGCUUGAAACAGAUUUGUCUUCCAUGGCGAGAAAGCUCUAAAAUCGAAUAUUCAAGAUUGUGAAAAGAAGAUGUCGUCGAGAUCUCUGGUGAAACGCUUUGGUCCCUAUCUCUCUGCUCGAAUUAGAGAAAAUCAUAGGGUGCUUAAUUAUUGUUCUUCCGCUUCUUCUUCUGCUCUCAAAGAAGCUUCUUCUGAGUCUCCUUCUUCUCUAGAAGCUGUCCAUCUUAGCGACAAUUGUAUCCGGAGAAUGAAAGAGUUGCAAGCUAGUGAGCCGGAGAAGAAGCUGCUUCGCUUGGGUGUUGAAACUGGAGGCUGUUCUGGUUUCCAGUAUGUCUUUGAGCUUGAUCACACAACCAAUCCUGAUGACAGGGUGUUUGAGAAGGACGGUGUCAAACUGGUUGUAGAUAAUGUCUCAUAUGACUUUGUCAAAGGUGCUACGAUUGAUUACGUGGAGGAGCUUAUCCGUUCUGCUUUCGUGGUGGCUGAAAAUCCGGCAGCAGUGGGUGGAUGCAGUUGUAAAAGCUCCUUCAUGGUGAAGCAGUGAAUCAUUCUUCUUUUACAUGUGUAGAAACCAAAAUUUGAUAUUUUGUUUAUUUGCUUGUACCAUGUCACAAGUUUUUUUUUGCUAUGUAUCAUCAAAAGGCAUUACUAGGGAAAGAUACAAAACUCUGUAGGCUUCUAGCUCAACAAAAUCAUAUAUGUUCAUCCUAUUUUUAUACAAUAAUGGAAUGAUUU